Molecule: messenger RNA, 1547 nt
Organism: Chinchilla lanigera (long-tailed chinchilla)
Lineage: Eukaryota; Metazoa; Chordata; Mammalia; Rodentia; Chinchillidae
Gene: Pdlim2
Product: PDZ and LIM domain 2 (mystique)
Exons: 10
Coding region: 105-1178 (357 amino acids)
Biological process (GO): muscle structure development; heart development; actin cytoskeleton organization
Cellular component (GO): stress fiber; Z disc; adherens junction
Molecular function (GO): muscle alpha-actinin binding; actin binding
Source: RefSeq, a predicted model, not a curated record
AGCCCCGCUGUCCCUAGGCCACCCGCCUGCCUCCCCCAGAGCGAGGAGGAAGUACCUUGUGCUGUCAGUUUUGGGGACAGGAAGCAAACAGCAGAGAGACGUGUAUGGUGCUCACUGUGGAUGUGGUGGGGCCGGCGCCCUGGGGCUUCCGCAUCACUGGGGGCAGGGAUUUCCACACGCCCAUCAUGGUGACCAAGGUAAAUGAACGGGGCAAGGCUGAGGCUGCCGACCUCCGGCCUGGUGACAUCAUCGUGGCCAUCAAUGGGGAGAGUGCAGAGGGCAUGCUUCAUGCUGAGGCUCAGAGCAAGAUCCGCCAGAGCGCAUCCCCCCUGCGACUGCAGCUGGACAGGUCUCGGGCUGCCUCUCCUGGACAGACCAAUGGUGACAGCUCCUUGGAAGUGCUGGCCACUCGCUUCCAGGGCUCCCUGAGGACACGCCCCGACAGCCAGUCCUCCCUGUGGUCCUCCUACUCCAGCCCAGCCUCCCUCAGCCCCCGGCCAGGCAGCCCCUUCACCCCGCCUCCCAGCAGCCCCCUGGGCCUCAUGGGAGAGGCACCUAUUGGCCACAGCUUCCAGAGCCUCACCCACUCGGCUGCCCUCCCCAGCGCUGCUGCGGACCGCUUGUCCUGCCUGUCCCCCGGGAGCCGCCCCACAGGCCGCCAGGCCAGCUUGAGCCGCGAGGUGGACUUGGCUGUGCGGGCGCUGCCCGCGCGGUGCUCCAGCCCGAGGAUCAGCAGCCCGAACUCCGAAGCCGGGAACCUCCUGCUGGAGGAGGACUCGGAAGUGUUCAAGAUGCUGCAGGAAAACCGCGAGGGUCGGGCGGCCCCUCGCCAGUCCAGCUCCUUUCUGCUCCUGCAGGAGGCUCUGGAGGCGGAGGAGAGAGGCGGCAUGCCUGCCAUCGUGCCCAGCUCGCUGAGCCCCCAGUCCUCCCUGCCUACGUCCAGGGCCCUCGCCGCCCCGCCCAAGCUCCACACCUGUGAGAAGUGCGGCGCCAGCAUCGCGAACCAGGCUGUUCGCAUCCAGGAGGGCCGGUACCGCCACCCUGGCUGCUACACCUGUGCGGACUGCGGGCUGAACCUGAAGAUGCGCGGCCACUUCUGGGUGGGUGACGAACUGUACUGCGAGAAGCACGCCCGCCAGCGCUACUCGGCACCCUCUGCCCUCGGCUCUCGGCCCUGAGCCUGGGGCACCCCGGGCACCGCCCUGUGUUGGGCAAGUUGGCAGGGCAGGGAAGGGGGCAGUGGGAGGUGGCACUGAUAUGAAGUAAGUUUCGGGACACAAGACCCCUUAGUCCUCGCUGGAUGAGGCCAAGGACUGGGACCCUUCUGGGGCUUGGGUGCUGAGGGUAACCCCCCGCUCCCAGCCUUUCCCCGGUAGGCCAGGCACCGUGCCACAGGCUGAAGUGGCUGCCACGUUUGAUACUAGUACAGGGUGGGGCAGAGACAGAAGGGUCUAGAAGGAGAGGGGUCUAGAAUACCAGCGGUAUUCACUGUGCGAAGUGUUGGACAUGAGCUCUAUAAAUAUAUGUAUAUGCGUGCACACAAUCAA